UCACGCGUCUGUCCAUGUUCACUCAGUCCUGGAUGAUCACAGAGCCAGCAGCAGGAACAUUUUAGCCAGUAUGAGCAGGUGGACGCUGUCCUUUCUUCUGCCGACACUAAUGCUGUGUUUUACAACUGAAGCUUUCAGACAAAACACAACCCAAGUGAUGGAGAAAACCAUCAGGACACAACCAGACAUCACUCCAAUAUGCACCAACUCAACAUUUAUCACACAUAUAUUCUGUAAGAUCAAAAUACUGGGGAACAUGGAAGAAUGUUAUUUAUCGUACGCACACCCAGAAGACUUUAAGCAGAACUGUAGCAGCAGGUUCAGACUCAUGACAGAAAACCACACUGUGUUUCUCCACCUGGUGGAUUUAACACCAGUGGACAGUGGGAACAUCUGCUGUCUGUGUUCAACCAUUGAAGGAACCUCUAAACUUAAGCUCAACAUCACUGUAGAAGGCAUUUCAGAGAAUGAAAAGAACCAUUCUCCAACACCAUCUAUUUUCUUUCUUUAUGCUUUGACUGUUGCUGCUGUGUUCAUCAUUAUACCUGGAAUAAUUGUUUUAUUUGGCUACAAGAUGACUCAUAUCAGACAACAACCACAGCCACUCAGCGGUCCGAACAGCAUGGAACCACAAAUCGAACCGUACAGCACCUUCAUACAAAGAGAGAAUGGACUUUAUUCUACUGUGAACCUGCCAACCUCUUAGAGCUCGGACACACUGAACUGAAUACUGAACACAAAUUACAUUUUGAGAUAAUAUAAUUACACUGAUUUUGCACCCAUGCGAUUCAUGUUUUACUAUUGAAUUAUAAAGAAAAAUGGGCUUAUUUUCCUCAUGGUGGCACUGUUUCCUUUACAAAAAAUUUUUGUGAUACAAUUAAAACAUACAUCAAAAAUAUGCAACAAACAUAUCAGCAUACAUGUAUAUAUAUGUAUGUAUGUAUGUAGAUAGAUAGAUAGAUAGAUAGAUAGAUAGAUAGAUAGAUAGAUAGAUAGAUAGAUAGAU
Molecule: messenger RNA, 1006 nt
Organism: Sphaeramia orbicularis (orbiculate cardinalfish)
Lineage: Eukaryota; Metazoa; Chordata; Actinopteri; Kurtiformes; Apogonidae
Exons: 5
Coding region: 71-706 (211 amino acids)
Source: RefSeq, a predicted model, not a curated record